AUGGUGCCAUGGUGCUGGGGAGACGGGCUGUGCUACCUAGCAACCCACUCUGGGAGUUGUAUGCGGGAGGAAGGGCGCCAGCUUCUGCGGGAACUCCUGGGAUGGGAGCCUUUCGACGAAGUCUGGGACCUGCGGCGAAGCAUCCGGCUGGACAUCCUCUACAACAGCAUCAUGUUUGCCGCAAGGAAAGGCCUCUCCUGGGCAGCAGUGGCAGCAGUGGGGAAGAUCGCGGAGGAGCUCCUUGAGGAGAUGAAAGGUCUAACCAUUUCCCAGGCCCUCCAAGUCUUCCAGGACAAAGUCUCAGCAUGUGAGCCGAAGUUGAGGCCACUCAAGCCGGGCAUUUUGUGUGAUUACUUUCUCAACACGUACUUCAAACAUUUCCACCUCUACCAGUUCCUGCUGUGCCACAAGAGAGCAGUGCAGCAGAGCUAUGCCACCCUGGAGGUUUGUGUGCCCCCACAUCCCCUUCCACUGGAGGCUGGCAUGGAUGUAGAGGUUGAAAAACACCAGCAGCAAAUUGCUGCCUUGUCAGCGGCCGAGACCCAAAAACGUACCAAUGUGUUGCACCUCCGAAAGAUGCUGAAGGCGGAGAAGGAUACCAUCCUGGAGAAAGUGUACAAAAAGCUGGAAGACCCAAGUGAGAAGCUAGACAGAGAGGACUCCUUAUGGAGAGGAUACUUGUUUGAAAGAGACAUCCCCCUUUUCAGUAUCUCGGGGGGUGAGUCCCACAUGCUGGAAGAGAAGAAAGCUGGAGGGUUUACAAAGGAGAAUCAUAGGACAAUUCAGAGACUGGAGACCUUAGUAGAAGAGGUGAUCAGAAUCGAGGCAGAAACCACACGUGAGAUCUUCCAGGCUGAGAUCCAAGCCACCUUUGAAAUCCUGGAGCUGAGACUCCAGAAGAAGAUACUGGCCUUGAAGUCACCUGUUCCUAAUCUUCCACCUCUUGUCCCUGCUGUCCAAACCAAGAAGGCACCUAAACCUCGUGAAAGGAAGAAGAAGAAAUGA
Molecule: messenger RNA, 1005 nt
Organism: Rhea pennata
Lineage: Eukaryota; Metazoa; Chordata; Aves; Rheiformes; Rheidae
Gene: C3H8orf74
Product: chromosome 3 C8orf74 homolog
Exons: 6
Coding region: 1-1005 (334 amino acids)
Source: RefSeq, a predicted model, not a curated record